Messenger RNA from Aedes aegypti (yellow fever mosquito), 5225 nucleotides. Its product is annotated as BTB/POZ domain-containing protein 7. The record is from RefSeq and is a predicted model, not a curated record. The transcript has 3 exons. Gene Ontology annotation, biological process: morphogenesis of a branching epithelium. Gene Ontology annotation, molecular function: protein binding. Lineage: Eukaryota; Metazoa; Arthropoda; Insecta; Diptera; Culicidae. Bases 869 to 4057 code for a protein of 1062 amino acids.
GUCGUGUCAAAAAACUUGAAAAUAAAAUUUUUCUUAGGCGGAUCGACACGGCACAGGGGAAAAGUUUUUCUCGGAAAGUGUUUCCCGAGCGUUCGGUCCCGGUCGAAAAAUAGUGCAAGUGGCGUGCGAAGGUUCGACGAAUAGAGUUGCGAUCAAGUUGACCGGAAACGGUCUAGAUCGGGGCGGAAAAGUGCAUUUCAAAUCCUUUGGGUUUCGAUUCGGUCGACGACGGACGGUCCCAUUGCUGUCCUCUGUUGCAAGAUUAAGGUGGCUCCCUCUGUUGGUGCCGUUGUGAAAGUGUAUAUGUAUGUGCGCUGAUUGGUGCAUUUGUGUAUAGUGUUGUAUAUUGGGCCCAUAAUAAUGGCAGAUAGAUGAAAGUGCUGUUCCCAUCAUCAGUGCUCGUUGGCUUGUUGUGUUGGGAAAGAGGGUGCUACUGCUGGAAUGUGCCAGUGUGAGUGUAUUAUUACGGCCACGGAUCCACAAAAGGUUACUGGAGGAGCACCAUCGUCGUCGAGUUUGGAGUAUGGUAAAAUGUAAACAUGGCCGAAUGACAAGAGCCAAAAAGACGGAAAUGAAAAUAUCCAAGUGUGCUGGAAAAUAGUUCGGGAGUUGCUGAAGAUUAGUUCCGCGUGGCAGUAGGCUUUGCUGCCAAUCGAAAAGUGGACCCAGCCUACUACGGUGCGAAUAUAUUGUGCAAUAUUGUUACCGCAUAGCGAGACAUCAGCCUUAGUAUCGAGGCAAUCCACGACUGAAAGAUUCCAACAUCAGACGAAAAUCAAGUUAUCAGGUUUUUCGCGAAACUCCAUCUCAAAAUGGUUUUUCAUUUGUAUUCAGAUCAACCGCUACUAGCCGCAUUUGCCGCUAGAAAAUGAAUCUCGGUCUAUGGGGAUGCUUGGUGCCCUGUGGACUGCAAUACUGGUGCGAGAGUAAAAGCGAUACAUGCAUUACGGAGAUGGGGGCGACGGCAUCAACUGAUUGUCCCGGUGCCGGAGGUCCCGGCGGAAUUCCGGGCCUGACCGGUGCUAUCACGACUGCGGCUGGUGCUACGACUACGACACCUCUCACAGCCGGUGGCAUUGGUGGCUCAGGUGCUGGGAUGCUGGGAGCGUACGGACCCGUUGGUGGACCACCCGUUAUCGUACGGGAGCGGCGGAAGAAGGUCACCGGGUUUGCCACACUGAAGAAGAAACUUAUUCGACGGAGACGAUCGUCGAAAGCAUGCGAUCAUGGCCGGGUGCUGCGGGAAUUCGUGUCCAGCUGGAGUCCGAUGGAACUGUCGGCACUGUUGGAAGAGUACGAAUCGCUGGCAGCACUGAAGGACCUUUCGGUUCAGGCUGAGCUGGCACGGCCACCGGCAACCACGUUCAAACAGGAUCUCGCCAGUUUGUACGACUACAAACAUUGCACCGACUGUGAUCUAGUGUUCCGGGGAACCGUCUUCCCGGUUCACCGUGCACUACUAUCCGCACGUUGUCCGUACUUCCGGGACCUGCUAGCCGGCUGCCCGGGCUACGGUGCCCGAAUCUGUUUGGAAUUACGCUCCUCGCCGGUGGACGUUCCAAUGUUUUCGUCGCUGCUAAGAUAUCUGUAUACAGGAGAUUUAUGUACACACGAUCCGACCAUAGAUGUAAGUCUGCUACGUAGAUUAGGAGAAGAUUUCGGCACACCGAAUCCGCUAGAAAAUGACCUGCGCUACCUGCUCGAAACCGGGGACUACGCAGAUGCCGCCAUAGUGUUCACCUCCGAGGGUGGCGACUACCAUCGGCCCGAUUCUGGCAGCUCGGAGUACGGUUUUCGACCGAAGCUAGAACUACCUUGCCAUAAGGCGAUCCUCAGUGCACGAUCACCAUUCUUCAAGAAUAUGAUCCAGCGACGGACCCGUAACAUUAACGAAGAACACCAACUUCAUGGCACAGACCGAUCGUUACAUGUUCCGACACGCAUCGUGCUGGAUGAAACCGUAAUUCCGAAACGUUACGCUCGUGUUCUACUGCACGCGAUCUACCUGGACACCGUGGAUCUAUCGUUGAUCUUACGCGGAAAUGGAUGCGGCAACGGAGCAGGAAGUCUCGGAGAGGUGCAAGCUCUUACCCACACAGGGAGAACCAGGCCGUCACCUUUGGAAGAAGCCAUGGAGCUGUAUCAAAUCGGACGCUUCCUCGAACUGGACAUUCUGGCACAAGGCUGUGAAGAUCUGAUCCUUGAAUGGCUAACUUUGGAUACGCUAGCUACGGUUUUACGAUGGGGUGGGCAACCACACGGGUCUGCCUGGGUUUAUCGCCAAGCUUGCCACUACUUGCGCGAAGAGUUCUCGGCUAUUGUCGGAUCUCCGGUGCUCUUCCAGCUUGAUAAAUCUCAGCUGAUAGAAGCACUUCAAAACAACUUCCUUCAGGCAUCAGAGCUGGAGGUGCUGCAGGCUGUUUUGAAGUGGGGCGAGCAGGAGCUGAUCCGACGGAUGGAAGAUCGGGAGCCAAAUUUGCUUAGUCACACUGCACACUCGGUUACCCGGAAGGGAAUCAAAAAGCGUGAUUUGAGCGACGUAGAGUUGAGGGAAAUUCUAUCGGAGUUACUGCCGCAUGUUCGAAUGGACCACGUACUGCCACCGAGCAACGAGAUAUUGAACCAAGCAAUCCGACGGGGUUUGGUUAGCACUCCACCAUCGCACAUGAUCGGAGACGAUCGUGAGAGUCUGAGGAUCAAUGCGUGGAUUCGCGGUGGAAAGAACCAUGGUUUGUUUGUACGACCUCGGCUGUUCAUGCCGUACUAUGAGGAGGUUAAGGUGCUGCUUGAGGAUCACAUUGCGUCGCAACAGAUCGAAAUGUUGCGCAUGCGACGAUCGCGCCACAUGCCGGACAUUCCGGACACGUUGUACAUGGUGUCUCGACUUAAUAGUAACACUAGUGGGAACAUGGGUGGCGGAGGCACGUCAGGUGUGGAUGUUGUUGCGGCAGCGGCCGCUUCGAUUCCAGCACCAGAUCCAAGCGCCAUGGAAGCUAUGCAAAAGAGGGAACAAAAGCUUAGGCAAGCACCUAGCUGUCAACGAGCGUUGACGCUUCCGCUGUCAAGCCGGAACGAAAUCAAUCGUCAGAUCAGGUUGCGGGUUGUUCGGGAAUUCAAUUUUCCGGAUGAGGUGGCAGAGUUGUUGGAGAACUCCAAUUGCUACUGCCUGGACGCAGAUGGCUCCACACCGAAAGCUCAGGGCGACGAUAUCCAUGCGAGCAAUCAUUCAUUGGACGAUGACACAACUCCGCCCCCUUCGCCGGCACUGCCAAGUGAUAUUAUUCCACAAAACGUUGCCUGCUUUGGGCGCAACAUGACAUUCCCCCGGCAACAACCUCAACCACCACCACAAGUGAUCGCGCAUGGGGCUGGAGGAGGAGGAGGAGAUAUGGGAGGUGGAGUUGGAGGACGACUACAUCAUCCCUCGGGUGGUAUGUUAGGACCGAGUUCAAGUAUUAUAGGUACCCAUCGACGCCAAGAACUGCCAUCGUUGAUCCCCGGAGGGGAUGUAGUUGCUUAUAGGCUGUCAGCACCGGCCGGAGAUCAUUCCGGGGAGGCCGGAGCCUGUUCGGAGGGACAUCUUUCGGAUAUAAUGCCGGACGUGGCCAUGGCGACGGCAUCUAUGGGACAGUUGCAACUUGGAGACAUGCCCGAGAGUCUUCAUCUAGAUCUGGGCGAUGGACCAAGUCACAUGAUCGGAGCAGCAGGAUCUCUAGGAUUACAUAAUCUUCCGCAUCAUCGAAUAGCGACACCUUCGCCGAGCAAUUUCCAUCACUACAUGACCCGGAGCCAUCCUCCGUCCGGUUCACUGAGUAGUAGUGGUGUCGGUGGCGGCCACGGGGAAGGCGCAGCGGAACGUGGCAUGAUGGGUGGUGGAAGGCUACCCAGUUCCCUCGGUGGAUCCUCCCAGUCGGGUCAGCCGGGAGUAUCAGCUGCUUCGGCGGCAGCAGCCGGGUCUUCGUCGUCAUACUCGCAGCGGUCCAACUCACCGUACACCUUACACCGAGCGAGUCCGGGCCUGCCGCAUAGCUCAUAUCACACCGGCCCCCGAUUAUAGAGACGGCUGCAAGUAUUUCCCGACAAACGUCAGCUGUUCAGUAUGCCUUUCUGAAAGGAACACACUGAGGAGAAUGAGGAGCGGAUGUGUGUGCGUGAGACUGUCUGUAAGGGUGUGUGACGGAGAGGAAUGGAGUGCGACCCGGGGCGUAGAGGUUUAGUUAAACGAAUUAACUAAAUUAAAACACAAGUAGCAGAAAAAAGAAGCAAAAACAAAUACAAACUACUACACAGUAAAAAAGGAAGGUAAUUAAUUGCAACAAAUACAUAGAUAUUUGAAUUAAGAGUUAAGUAUUUCAUUAAUAAACUCAAGAAGAAGAACAACACUACAAUGGCAAGGAUAUAAAAGUAAUAAUAGUACUAAAAUAAACACAAAACAAAGCAGUAAGAAUAAUAAUCGAAGACUUUUAUAUUUAACAAACUACAAAACAAACAUAGGAGCAAACCCACAGAAUACAAGUCGACGGUGUAAACGAGAAGCGAAUUGAUAGCAAAGAGGAAUGAGGCAUAAAACACACAAACACCAGGAGAGCGACGAACCGCGGUUUGUGUGGAGGUAGCAGUAGUGUGUAAUCGAGUUUUUGAGUUCGCUUCUUCGGCGUACGAAGCGAAGCGAGAUAAAGCAAUCGUUCACACAUACGAAUGAAUGACCAAGCGAUCGCGUGCGUAAAUCAACCCGAAUAUAUGAACACACACACACAAACAAUCGUACGGAUUUUUCCUUGGUUUAGAAACUAGGCCGUGCCUUUAAUUUAUUCUCUUUUACAUUUUUUAGCAAACUUUAGCGCCCCUUCCUUUCGGAUCCCUCAAACUCUCGAGGGACAGUAUGAUAAUCAGAUGUGUUUUUUAAUAUGAGAUGAAGUUUUAACGCUAUUUAUUUAUCUUUUUUUCGCGAUCUGUUUUUUUUUUACACUAGGUUAUGUAGGACAUUUUUUCUCAAUUGGGAAACAAGGCAAACCAAUAAAACAAAUGUUAUUACGAUUGUGUUUAGAUUUGCCCUUGGUUUCCGCGUUAUACGGCAACGGUAGAAGUAGUAAAGGAAAUUCGAGUGAAUGAGUGAGAAUGCGAGAUAAAUGAAGCAAAAAACAAUUUCAUGUUUUCGAAUAAUCGUAACAUCAAGAAGAAGCAAACAAAAAUGCAUCGUUCGUGUAUGUAAAAUGACUUAUUAU